AUGGCGACCGUAGCAGCGGGCAAAGAGGAAGCCGAGAUCGAAGUCUUGAAGAAAGAAUUGGAGUGGUUGCUUCGAGAGGAGGUGCAUCCGGUGCUACAGGACAUCAGGGAAACAUUACAGGAAUGCUAUAAUUGUUUGCCAUUCCAGGGGACUGCAGACAAGGGCCCCCAACACGAAGACAUCCAGCCACAGAGAAUUCUCCUGACACCUCCCAAUGGAACAAGUCUGAACCUCAAGAGUGUUGUCACCCUCAGAGGAGAUUGUAUACAGGCAGCAGACAUUCAGUUCAAACACAAGCAGGGAAAAGAGCACCAUAUGUUUAAGACAAGCUUCAAGCCAGGGUCAUUUUGGAAAUUGUUGCAGGUUCGUGAUGCAGGGAACCACUUAUGUAACGCCCUAGAGAUUGCAUCCAAACAUGACUCAUCGUACGAGUAUAGAUCUGUGAGGGAGGUUUUCUUGUUACUUGAUGAGCUGAUGGAGAGUUUAAUGAACUGCCGACAAUGCCUUUCCCUGCCCAAACGUAAAACUCUCCAAGAUCUACUGGAAAAUCAAAACUUGCAAAUGUUCAACCCGCCGCUGCCCAGCGAUGUUGCCAUCUCCUUCUACAUCCACACAUCGAAGUUGGUUCUUGCCCUCUACUGCCUGCACCAAAACAACCAGCACAAGGUGGAGAUCACUCACAGAGUUCAGAUAGAAGCUGCGGUGAAGUGGCUGAACGAAGCUAUCAUCUUCUUCACCUUGUCCCUACAGCAGUGUCAACAGUUGAAGGACAAGUUGCUGGCUGUGUCAAAGAUCUUGGAGCAUCCCUGA
Molecule: messenger RNA, 810 nt
Organism: Candidula unifasciata
Lineage: Eukaryota; Metazoa; Mollusca; Gastropoda; Stylommatophora; Geomitridae
Source: the annotation of a GenBank genome assembly